Messenger RNA from Polyodon spathula (Mississippi paddlefish), 2414 nucleotides. RefSeq names its product choline transporter-like protein 1. Gene Ontology annotation, cellular component: membrane. NCBI's taxonomy places the organism in Eukaryota, Metazoa, Chordata, Actinopteri, Acipenseriformes, Polyodontidae. The record is from RefSeq and is a predicted model, not a curated record. Gene Ontology annotation, molecular function: transmembrane transporter activity. The transcript has 16 exons. Gene Ontology annotation, biological process: transmembrane transport. Bases 220 to 2181 code for a protein of 653 amino acids.
UAUUAUCCUAUGAAACAACCAGGAAGUGUGGCGCGAUAAAUCCUAAAUAAGUAAAUAAUCCUUUUACCUGAGGAGGAGAAUGGGGAUUAAAAUGUGUUUAAAGUAGGACAUAGCUGUUUUUCGUGGUUAUUGCGGAAAAUUUUGUUUACUGCAUUAAAGUUAAAAGGAGCUACAUAGAACUCCUUCUCAAGUUUUAGUGUAGCCAGUAGUUAACGUGCAAUGGGUUGCUGUGGCAGCAAAGAGGGAUCAAAACGAAAAUGGAAACCUUUAAAGGAUAGGAGUUGUACAGACAUUCCAUGGCUACUGAUCUUUGUUCUUUUCUGUGUUGGAAUGGGAUUAAUCUGUGGAUUUACAAUUGCAACUGGAGCAGCAGCAAGGCUAGUGUCUGGUUAUGACAGUUAUGGAAACAUCUGUGGUCAGAAGAAUACACAAGUAGAAGGAAUAGAAUACAGUGGGCUCGAUCAGACGAAAAAUAAAUAUGUCUUCUUCUUAGAUCCAUGCAACCUUGACAUAGUUAAUAGAAGAAUCAAAUCAGUUGCUUUGUGUGUGUCAGGAUGUCCAAGUACAGAGUUAAAAACUUUAAAAGAAGUGCAAGAAUUUGCAAAAAACAACGGGUCAAAACUCUGCGCCUAUCAACUAGAGGUUUCUAAAUAUACCACUGACCCAGAGUCCGCCAAGUUAUGCCCAAAACUUGCUGUGCCACCAAGCAAGUCGAUCCCACUGUUCCAUCGCUGCAUCCCGGUUGACGUCUCUUGCUAUGCCAACUUUGCUGAGGCCUUGAUCACCUUCGUUAGUGACAACAGUGUUCUGCACAGGCUUAUCAGUGGAGUCAUGACCAGCAAAGAAAUAAUAAUAGGACUCUGCUUUCUAUCACUAGUUCUGUCCAUGAUUCUAAUGGUCGUCAUUCGAUAUAUCUCUACAGUACUUGUUUGGGUAUUAACUGUUUUAGUGGUUCUUGGAUCAGUUGGAGCCACAGGUGUUCUUUGGUGGUUAUAUGUGGAUCACAGGAAGUCCUUGACUGAUGAACUUCCAGCAGAUCAACUUAAACUAUCCAGAGAUAAUGUUCAGGCUCUCCUGGUUUAUGCAAUUGCUGCUACAGUUUUCACGGUGAUCCUGUUGAUGUUAAUAAUGCGUAAAAGAGUGGCUCUUACAAUUGCGCUGUUUCAUGUGGCCGGAAAAGUUUUUAUCCACCUUCCGCUGCUUGUGUUCCAGCCAUUUUGGACAUUUUUGGCUUUAAUAUUCUUCUGGAGUUACUGGGUUAUGGUUUUACUCUUCCUGGGAACUGCAGGAGAUCCUGUUAAGAACAAACAAGGCUUUGUAGAAUUCAAACUGUCUGGCCCUUUGCAGUACAUGCCUUGGUAUCAUUUUGUUGGUUUGAUCUGGAUAAGCGAGUUCAUUCUAGCUUGUCAGCAGAUGACAGUGGCUGGUGCUGUUGUAACAUAUUAUUUUACAAGGGAUAAAGCAAAUCUUACCCUUCCUAUACUCACAUCUGUGUUUCGGCUCCUUCGUUACCAUAUUGGUACAGUGGCUAAAGGCUCCUUCAUCAUCACAUUAGUAAAGAUUCCUCGAUUGAUACUCAUGUACAUUCACAGCCAGCUGAAAGGAAAAGAAAAUGCUUGUGCCCGUUGCAUUUUGAAAACUUGCAUCUGCUGCUUGUGGUGCUUAGAGAAGUGCCUAAAUUGUUUAAACCAGAAUGCAUAUGCAGCCACAGCUAUCAACAGUACACAUUUCUGUACCUCUGCCCGAGACGCACUUGUAAUUCUGGUGGAGAAUGUAUUGAGAGUUGCUGCUAUCAAUACUGUUGGAGAUUUUGUACUGUUUCUAGGAAAGGUUUUAAUAGUGUGCACCACAGGCUUUGCAGGUGUAUUGGCUCUGAACUACCAGCAGGAUUAUACAGUCUGGGUGCUCCCUCUUAUUAUCGUGUGUUUCUUUGCUUUCCUGGUUGCCCACUGCUUCCUGUCCAUAUUUGAAAUGGUGGUGGAUGUGCUUUUCCUGUGUUUUGCUAUUGAUACAAAAUACAAUGAUGGGACUCCUGGUAAAGAGUACUACAUGGAUAAGGCUCUUAUGGAAUUUGUGGAAAAUAGUAAAAGAUCAAUGAAAGACAGAAGCCGGGGGGGCAGACCAGACACCGCUGCUGGCAGAGAACUUAAGCCAAUGGCCACUGGAGCAAGUUCAGCUUAACCAAAACCACCUUAUGGAACUUGUAGACAUUCCAAAUGAUUGUUGUUGCUGUUUUUUUUUUUUACUAUGGUUUCACCCCAGGGAAUACACAUUUUUAUAAUAAGAAUAUUUACAGUACUUAAUAACAUAGUAGCACUUUAUAUAUCAGGUUCUUCAUAGUAUCACUGCUGGUGGAUUUUAGUACAGUUUUGUUGUUGUAUGACCUGAAGCAAAAUAAAAUCUAUAUAUUUACA